This is a messenger RNA of Lactuca virosa, 411 nucleotides long. NCBI's taxonomy places the organism in Eukaryota, Viridiplantae, Streptophyta, Magnoliopsida, Asterales, Asteraceae. The record is from the annotation of a GenBank genome assembly.
AUGGCAAGAACCAAGCAAACUGCUCGCAAAUCAACUGGAGGAAAAGCUCCGAGAAAGCAAUUGGCGACAAAAGCUGCAAGGAAAUCAGCGCCGGCCACCGGAGGAGUGAAGAAGCCCCACAGAUUCAGGCCAGGCACCGUCGCUCUCAGGGAAAUCCGUAAGUACCAGAAGAGUACCGAGCUUCUGAUCCGCAAACUUCCGUUUCAGAGACUUGUGAGAGAAAUUGCUCAAGAUUUCAAGACGGAUCUGAGGUUCCAGAGCAGUGCAGUGGCUGCACUUCAGGAGGCUUCGGAGGCUUAUUUGGUUGGUUUGUUUGAGGAUACUAAUUUGUGUGCCAUUCAUGCCAAGAGGGUUACAAUUAUGCCUAAGGAUAUGCAGUUGGCUAGGAGGAUUAGAGGCGAGAGGGCUUAG